This is a messenger RNA of Aspergillus puulaauensis, 2109 nucleotides long. Its product is annotated as C2H2-type zinc finger protein. The transcript has 5 exons. Gene Ontology annotation, cellular component: chromatin. The coding region runs from base 1 to 2109 and encodes 702 amino acids. Gene Ontology annotation, biological process: regulation of transcription by RNA polymerase II; DNA-templated transcription. NCBI's taxonomy places the organism in Eukaryota, Fungi, Ascomycota, Eurotiomycetes, Eurotiales, Aspergillaceae. The record is from RefSeq and is a predicted model, not a curated record. Gene Ontology annotation, molecular function: DNA-binding transcription factor activity, RNA polymerase II-specific; RNA polymerase II cis-regulatory region sequence-specific DNA binding; zinc ion binding.
AUGGAUAUGAUGGAUGUCCUCGCGGCACCGGGCGACCAGGAGAAGCCCUUUGCCUGUCCUACGUGUGCCGUGCGCUUUACAAGACAGGAGAAUCUGACGAGACAUACUGCCUCCGUUCAUCGCCAGCCAAACCUCAAGCGUUAUUCCUGCUCACAAUGUGGUGUUGGCUUCGCACGGAGUGAUCUUAGAAAGCGGCAUAUCAGGAAAUAUCACUUAGUCGAAAGCCCAUCCAAUGAUACUGACGGCCCUAACAAUGGAUCCAAGCUAUCGACACCCGUCCAGCCGUCAAUUCCAGCUACUACUUCGACUUCUGGAACAUUUGCUAAGCAGAAUGUAGAUACUGCCUCUAUUCAACGUGAGGCGUGUGAAAGACCACCCAUGCCGCAAUCGUCGGCUGCAUUUUCAGCAUCCAACAUCUCAUGGAUCUUCAAACUUCCCUUAUUCAUAUCAGCCUAUUUCGAAGGCUUUCAACCCAUCCUGCCGGUUAUCCAUCAACCUACAUUCGACGCUGCGUCGACACCAGAACCUCUUCUCCAAGCAGUAGCCUGCAUUGGUGCCAUCUACCAUGCCUCCGGUGACCAUGGCGAUAUCAGCCUUGCACUAAUACAGUCUGGCAUUCAGUCUCUAGAUUCAUACGUAGAGACACAUGGGUGUGCCGGUUUCCGCGAAGUGUGGGUUCUCCAAGCCUACGUGCUGUUCGAGUACUUCGCAUUUCAUAGUUGCGAUGAUAUCCUCUUUGAAAUGGCUCUGGGCAUUCACCGGAGGCUGGUACAUGCACUAAGGAAAUAUCAGCUCCUCCAAGACAGCCAGCCGAGCGAUGGCCUGGCCGUAAUUCCGGAUCUGGAGUCGCUCCUGUCAGGGGCCUAUGUCGAGCGAGACUGGCGCUCUGCUGUUACAAUCGAGGCACGUAAACGUGUUAUAUACUCCCUCUACUAUCUAGACGUCCAGAUGUCCAUCUGCUGCAACAUCCGACCCCUUCUGACCGCACUGGAAAUAAAAUACGACCUCCCCUGCAGCGAGAACAUCUGGUCUGCGCCAACAGCGUCCGCAUGGCAGGCUUUCGUUCUCGAUCAGGACUGUUCCCUCAACGAAGCAGAAGACGACGCCGCAAAUCGUAACCCCCGGCCAGCGCAGGGCGAUCUCUACAGCACUCUCAUGCACCUUAUGAGCCCAGCCCCUCCUGGUAAACGUCUAGGCCUGCUGUGGAGGUCUGCCUUUGCGGGACUUGUUCUGGUAAUGCAAAUCCAGAUGAUGGUCCGGGACUUGAUCCUAGGGAGUACCUUUCUCUACCACAACAUCCGAAGCCAAGAUGAUAAGGAAAGACGUCGUCUGUCAAUUGUACCCGAGUCCGCCCGGGCCCAGGUCAUGGAGGCGCUGAACACUCUCGCUGACCUGAUGCCGACUGUACAGCAGGUCCAAGAAACUACAGAGGCAAACCUCGGUCAUCACGAAUUGGACGGAGCGGCCACAGCUGAUGUCGGUCUGUGGAACCAGGUGUGGAUCGCAUGGCACUACACAGUCCUAUGUUUAACGCACCAGGACGGACUGCUCACCAAUGGAGUUGUCGAAUACGGACUGCCAACUGCAAUUUCAACCUCAUGGGAGUUGGGGAAGCCGAGGUCAAAGCAUCUGCGAGAUGUUUACGAAGACCGAGAUGUAAUCAGGGUAGCUGCCAGUCUGGAAAAUAUCCAAGGUCUUCUCAUGGAUUCUGUCGGCGUUGUGAAUCAAGGUACCGACCGCGUGCCGGAGGAUCCAUUCAUAACCAUACUGGGCUUCAAGUCGUGUCUAAUGGGAUGGCGUACUGUGCGCCUGCUGGCUCUUGGACUUCAAGAACGCUCUGGCUCUCAUUCAAAUGUCUACAAGAUCUCAGCGAGGGUUUUAAUGCAGAACAUAUUGACUUCAAUAGGACUAAAGGACGAGAAGGUGAGCAGACAUGCAGACGGGCAACAAGGAGUAACUCCUGGGAGCGCAAAAGGCUUUUCCAUUCUUAAUGGAUACGAAGCCCAAUAUCUUUCAUGCGUCGAGGCGGUGGUUGCAAAGAGAAACAUGUGGCCCGUCACGACCUGGAUUGAAGCGGUUUUUGCGGAGGCCGGUGCUUCGACUUCUUGA